UAUCCGAUAGAGCAAACAUGGCGGAGAGAAUCCAUCAUUAUUUCGAGGAGCUCUUAGCAAGGCACGAAGGAAUUCUCGCUAUACUGGUUACAGACAGAGAUGGAGUUCCACUUGUGAAAGUUGCUGAUCCUAAAACUCCACAAAAUGCCUUGAGGGCAAGUUUUCUGUCAACAUUUUCUACAACAGCAGAACAGGCAAGCAAGUUAGGAUUGUCAAGAAAUAAGAGCAUUGUUUGUUUCUUUGCAUCCUAUCAGGUGGUCCAUUUCAGUUUUCUUCCACUUGUGGUCAGCAUCAUUGCAACAAGUCAGGCUAAUACAGGACUUCUUCUUGGAUUAGAAAACGAAUUUGCAGAAACAGUGAAAGCAGUAAAAGUUGUGGUUGAUGGCGUGUAGUACAGAAAUUUAAUAUUAUAUUUUAUAAUCAGCGAAGAACUGUCGCAGCGCAAGAAUAGAAUCAAGAAAUAAAUUUAAUCACUUGUUUUUACAA
Molecule: messenger RNA, 486 nt
Organism: Orbicella faveolata
Lineage: Eukaryota; Metazoa; Cnidaria; Anthozoa; Scleractinia; Merulinidae
Product: ragulator complex protein LAMTOR3-A-like
Biological process (GO): positive regulation of TOR signaling; cellular response to amino acid stimulus
Cellular component (GO): Ragulator complex
Source: RefSeq, a predicted model, not a curated record